AUGUAUUUUGGUAUUAAGCUUAAAGACGAGUGCCUGGGAAAUGAUGAGUCGUAUAACUUCAGCGUAGUGGGCGUGGGCGCUGGUGGAGGUGGGCGGGAGGUGGUAACGGAUCUACGGGCGUGGGUGCAGUAUGCAGUUGCCGUAAGAGCAUACAACGCCCACGGAGCCGGACCCGUGUCUCCGCCCGUCGUGGUCAGGACGUUGGAAGACGUACCCUCUUCUCCCCCCGUGGGCGUGGAGUGCAGCGGGGGAGCCGGAGGGACAUCGCUGUACGUGAGGUGGGCGCCGCCGCCGCCCGCCUUCCACAACGGCCUGCUGCAGGGCUACCGCCUCACCCUCACGCGCCUAGAUGACUCGACAGAGAAGGUGGAAGAGCUCAUCCGAAUGACGAGUGGGCGCGAGGAGAGCGUGGGCGGUCUGCGGGCGUGGUCAAAUUACACGGUGACGGUGGCGGCCGUGACAAGGGCGGGCGCGGGCGUGUCCUCGCCUGACCUUAUCUGCACCACGAGGGAGGAUGCUAGAAAUACGCGAAAUAAAAGACGAGGACGAGGCUUUGCUUUCCUUGUUGGCAGCGGCUGGCAGAUUAGGAGGACGCCACCAAUGUUUGGAGCAACAGCCUUAAAAGGGGCCACUACAGAUGAACAUGUAAAAAAGUAA
Messenger RNA from Penaeus monodon (black tiger shrimp), 657 nucleotides. RefSeq names its product Down syndrome cell adhesion molecule-like protein Dscam2. NCBI's taxonomy places the organism in Eukaryota, Metazoa, Arthropoda, Malacostraca, Decapoda, Penaeidae. The record is from RefSeq and is a predicted model, not a curated record. The transcript has 5 exons. Gene Ontology annotation, cellular component: signaling receptor complex; external side of plasma membrane. The coding region runs from base 1 to 657 and encodes 218 amino acids. Gene Ontology annotation, biological process: cytokine-mediated signaling pathway. Gene Ontology annotation, molecular function: cytokine binding; cytokine receptor activity.